UGCUGGGGACCAAGGGCUGACCACUGCCCCGGGAGGCAGAUGAAGACCCUGAGAGCUGAGGUCUCAGUGGGGCUGGAGGGCAGAGGGGAACAGGUCUGUGAGGACCCCGGCGAGGCAGGUAGUCAGGCAGUGUUGACCGGCACAGACCAGGAGAACCUUCUGUGAUGAUGGAAAAGAUUCCUACCUGCACUGUCAACAGCCACGUGUGGCUUUUCACAAUGGAAUGUGGCCAGUGUGGCCGAGAAACGGGAAUUUUUAUUUUGUUGAAUUUUAAUGCAUUUACAGUUACAUCCCACGCACACCACAGGUUGGACCCAUGCUGCGUUGGACCGUGCUGGUAUAGACCAAGCACAGAAGUCUCCUUGGAGGGGUCAGGAUGGGAGCUGAAGGCAGGGGAGGCCUGAGAGGGAGCGGGGGGACCUGGAGGGAGAAGGGUCCAGGGCUGCUUUCAACAGGAGAUGUGAUCUGAUCGCUGUUCUAGAAAGAUCUCUGUGGGGACAGGAUCGUCCUUGUUCCCAUCCCACUAGUCAGUGUGGUGGGAGGGUGGGCCCAUGGCCCACCCAGAGCACAGCCGCCCCCACCCCAUCAGUGCCCAGGUUAUGACUGCAGACAACCGGUGGGGCCGGGGGGUGCUGCAAGGCAGCAUAGGUGGAGUCGGGGCCCUGGCUUCUUGCUAACACAGGAUCUCGGGCCCCCACUGUGUGUCCUGUAUGUGGUGACCAGGAGAUGUCCCCGCCCCUCCCGCGGUGACUCUUCAGUGCCUGAGGUAGAUGAGUUGCAGAGUGACGGUGUUACCACUGGAGGAUGGCGAAGCGGCAGAGGCUGGGGGAGCCUCUCCUUCCUUGUUCCUCCCUCGUCCCUUCUUGCUGACACCCUGAGACACUCUGGGGCUCCACGUGCGAGUUAAUCCUGGGCCCAGAAAUUCCCGCCCUGAGGGCAGGGGACACACUGGGACAGCAGCCACCAGGGCACAGAGAGCACAGUUAUCUCAGACAGGGGCUCCUGUGUAGCCUGAUGGGGGGCCCCGUGGACUAUCCUCCAUCUCGUGUGGAGGCUGUGAUUUGCUGAUGGGCUGUGAGGGGAGCAAGGGAGCCCCACGUGACUCUGGGGGACCCCUAGGGCCUUUGGCCAAGCUGGGAGGCCCUUGAGGGGAGGGGAAGAACAGGCACAGAGAGUGGAGUGUCUGUGUGACACUGGAGGGGUCUGCCCCCACCUCCAACCCGCCUGUGUCCCCGGACCCCAGCCCCACCUCCCUCCCCAUGACCUCAGACCCUAUGGUCACUGCCCGUGGAAGGUUGUGAGUUGGGGGCCGCCCACAACAGGUGUCGUGGGUGUUUGCCACUGAAACGUUGACAGAGGUUGGGUGUGGGUCAGGGUGGGGCGCAGAGUGCUCAGCAUCCCCCCGGCUCUCUGCGGUCACCGACUUGCUGUCCCCAUUCCAGGUGGUUUCACCCCAACAUUGGCGGGGUCGAGGCGGAGCAGCUGCUCCUGUCCCGGGGCCAGCACGGGAGCUUCCUGGCCAGACCCAGCAGGAGCUGUCCCGGGGGCUUCACACUGUCUGUCAGGUGGGUGGUGCCAUGGCCAGGCGUGGACAGUCUGCGGUCCCAGGAGGCCUCAAAGGGUCUGAGCACCCUCAGCUGCAGGCGCAGGUGGGGAUCAGGCUCCCCAGUCCUCCCAGAGGGGUGGUGGGCAGCAUCCUGGGCAGCGAGGACCCUGCUGGCAGCUGGAUGCCCAGAGUCUGGUUUUUGUGGGGGUGGGAGUCCAGCAUUCCAGGCCAGGUGGCCCUGGGCUUCAGGAGGGCUCUGUGAGGUGGGGUGUAGGCAGGACCUCUGAGGGGUCUGGUGGGGCGGGCAGGGGACCUCAACGGCUGUGAUUGUGCUCCUGUCUCCUGGGGAUGCUGCACACUGCUGCCCACUGGGGAUCUGGCCAGGGCCCACAGAAGGGCCAUUGUGUGGGAAGGAGGGGCAGGGAGGGGCUGCAGCCAGCAUAGUGGACAGCUGGACCUAUGUCUGCCCUGGAUGGGGAGGUGUCAAUCUGUGAGGAGCAGUGGUGGUCUGGGCAAGGGGCUUCCAGAGGGCUCUAGAUUUUCCCAGGUUCUCUGCUAAACCCAAGGCAGCAGGUGGGGCUGAGGUUAGCCUCAGGAUGGACUUCCCUCACCUUGGGGCUUUCAGGCCACACUGUGUGCCUGGGGGAAGCUCUCUUGGGGGCCCUGUUCCAGUAGUCCGGAGCCCCUGGACAGGUGGUCUGGGGUGAGGCAGAGCCCGUCAUGGAGGGCGGCCCUAGCCUCCGCCUCCAGGCCAAGGGAGAGUCAGGCGUAUGGCCUGCAAGGCCAGUGCUGGCUGCCCAAGGGGCAGUGUGGGUGGGUACCCACCACCCAGGUGGGGCCCGCCCCUUGGCUGGACCUGGAGCUGCUGUGGGAGGGCCUGGCCUUGGCGCUGUUCCUGGCGUGGGAUCCGCAGAGGUGGAGACCUCAGGGCAGGGAAAGCCCAGGGACUGUUCCGGAAGCUGAGGAUGGUGAUGGGAAGAGGCGGCUGGUGGGAGCAGGGCCCCAACGCCAGCUGGCGCACCGCCCUCCCAGGCGCCACGACGAGGUGACCCACAUUAAGAUCCAGAACACGGGUGACUACUAUGACCUGUAUGGAGGGGAGAAGUUCGCGACGCUGGCAGAGCUGGUGCAGCACUACAUGGACCAGCGCGGGGGACUGCUCCGCGAGCGCAGCGGGGCCCCCGUCGAGCUGCGACACCCGCUGAGCUGCCAGGACCCCACGACCGAACGGUGAGCGGCUGGCGUCCACGUCUGGCCGGUGUCUAUUUGUCUGUCGGCGUAUGUGCACGUGUCCGCGGGGGCGGGGCCUGCGACGUGUCACGGCCCCCCGGCUCAGGGUCGGGACUGGGCAGAGCUGCGGCACAGCUGAGGGGACUUGCACCCCUCCCCUGGGUUCUGGGCCUCGUUUUUUCCAGGUCCUGGCACCGCAGGGGUGGGAGUGGGGCAGGAACCCUGCGGGCAGUCUCACCCCUGCCCUCCCGGGCUGGUGACCUGGGGUGAACAGGCUCCUCCAGCCUCGGUUUCCCCCUCAGCACCUGAGAGAAGCGGGUGGGCUGGUCUGGGGAGGCGGUUCUGCCCUCCUUGCGAGGACCAUGCUGCCACCUGGUGGCCGCCCCAGCCACGCAGAGCCCGCCUGUCCCGCCUCCUGCGGGCUCUUGGGUCGUUGAAGGUCAGAGAGGUGGGCAGGGCAGACCAGGCCAGCGGGGUGAGGGUGCUGCCUGGGCCCCCGAGUCUGGGUGGUACCAUGGGCACCUGUCUGGCAAGGAGGCUGAGAAGCUGCUGAUGGAGAAGGGACGUCCAGGCAGCUUCCUGGUGCGGGAGAGUCAGAGCAAGCCUGGGGACUUUGUGCUGUCGGUGCUCACACAGCAGCCGGACAAGGCUGACCGCCGGCCUCGGGUCACUCACAUCAUGAUUCACUUCCAGCCAGACGGGAAGUUCGACGUGGGGGGUGGGGAGCAGUUCCACACUCUUGGAGACCUGGUCGAGCGCUACAGGAAGAAUCCCAUGGUGGAGAAGUCGGGGGCCGUGGUGCAUCUCAAGCAGCCCCUCAAGGCCACGAGGAUCAGUGCCGCAAGCAUCGAGAACCGCGUGCAGGAGCUCAGCAAGACUACAGAAGCCACCGAGAAGGCCAAGCAGGGCUUCUGGGAGGAGUUUGAGAUGCUGCAGCAGCAGGAAUGCCGGCUCCUGUUUCCCCGGAAGGAGGGACAGCGGCCAGAGAACAAGCCCAAGAAUCGCUACAAGAACAUCCUCCCCUUUGACACCACCCGUGUUGCCCUGCAUGACGUGGACCGCAGCGUCCCUGGAGCUGACUACAUCAACGCCAACUACAUCAGGAGUGACCCAGAGGAGAAGCCAGGCCAUGGACUGGGCAAGGUGUACAUCGCUACCCAGGGGUGUCUGCAGACCACAGUGGCUGCCUUCUGGGCCAUGGUGCACCAGGAGAACACACGGGUCAUCGUCAUGACCACCAGGGAGGUGGAACGAGGCCGGAACAAGUGUUUCCGAUACUGGCCCCAGCUACAUGACAGCCAAGAGUAUGGCCGUGUGUGUGUGUGCAGUAUGGCUGAGUACCAGGCCCAGGGCUACUGUGUGCGGGAGUUGCAGGUGUGGCGGCCAGACCAGGAAGAGCCGCCGCGCGCGGUGAAGCACUACCAGUACUUCAGCUGGCCGGACCACGGGGUCCCGGCCGAGCCCGCCGGCGUCCUUGGCUUCCUGGACGAGGUGAACCGGGCCCAGAGCAGCAUGCCGGGGGCCGGACCCAUGGUGGUGCACUGCAGGUGCGGCCGGGGCGGGGCCACGCGAGGCCGUGCCUCGAGAGGGUGGGCCUCCGGGCAGGCCUGGGCCUCGUCCAGUGCACUCGCCACAGGCCUCCUGGUCCGUCCCCACAGCGCCGGCAUCGGACGCACAGGCACCAUCAUCGUGAUUGACAUCCUGGUGGACGUCAUCCGCAGGCAAGCGCGCCCGGCCGGAGGAGCCCGACUACCUGAACGUGGGCUCCGCGCCCGCCGACCCCCACCGCAGCCCGGUACCGGCGCCGAUCCGGGCGCCCGCCACGUGAGUGGGGCGUCGGAGGGCGGGACCGGCCCGGGGCCGGGAGCAGCGGGGCGCGGCCCGCCGAUGGAGGGCGCGCCCGGGGUGGGGAGCGCGUGGCCUGGGGCGCGGGGGCGCGGCCUAGAAGUCGGGGGUGCGGCCGCGACACCGCGCGUGCGCGUCCCCGAACCCCGUGUCCACCCUCAGGACCCCCGAGCCCUCCGGCGGCGUGUACGAGAACCUGCCCGGCCUCGGGCGGUGAGGGCCCCGCGCCCCGGCAGGGCUGGAGCCGCGCGAGGAGGGAGCGUCCAGCAAGGCCGGCCCUCGCGUUCCUCGCAAGGACUGUCUUAAGACAGUUCUGACCGGAGCUCGUCCCGGAGUCGCCGCUCUGACACUCUCGACCAGGCCUGGACGCCUAGAGAUGAGGGCGGGGUGCAGUCUCGAGACCCGGGUGUCCCUGCUGCUCCUGGGGCUCCCAGGUGAGGGUACAGGAGGGCAGGCAGGGCUGUCGCUGUCUCUCUGUGGGAGGCCACCAAUGACUACCUGCACAAUGCAGUGACCACGUGUGACCUUAUGUGUGCUACGAGGCUGAAUGACCAGCAAGCAGGUGGCCAGUCUGCGCUUGACCUCACUGCAGCCGCCAGUGCUUGUGCUUGGCUCCCCUGCAUCCUGUGCACACCCCCUUCAGAGCUGCUCCUCAGCGCUGCCCACAGGUCUGCGAUGUGGUCCAGGCAGUGGCUCAGUCAUUGCCAUGUCCAGGCCAGGCCCAUGCCUUCUCAUUGCUGUCACAUGAGGUUAAAUGCUUUUGGAAUGAGGGAAUUUGUGAGAUGCUCAUGUGACUGUGUGUACAGCCUCACGUUGGUCUUGCCGGUAACAAGGGUGAGGCUCCAUGUGUGCAUGACUGGUGUGUGAUGGGUGUGAUGUCACUGGCACGUGCUCCAUGGUCACACCCCACCAUCACGGUGGCCCUGUGGCUUUGUGGUGUUCUAAGUAAAAUACCCUGUUCUCA
Equus quagga is the source of this 5585-nucleotide messenger RNA. Its product is annotated as tyrosine-protein phosphatase non-receptor type 11-like. The coding region runs from base 3329 to 4927 and encodes 532 amino acids. NCBI's taxonomy places the organism in Eukaryota, Metazoa, Chordata, Mammalia, Perissodactyla, Equidae. The transcript is spliced from 10 exons. The record is from RefSeq and is a predicted model, not a curated record. Gene Ontology annotation, molecular function: protein tyrosine phosphatase activity. Gene Ontology annotation, biological process: protein dephosphorylation.